Myripristis murdjan (pinecone soldierfish) is the source of this 958-nucleotide messenger RNA. Its product is annotated as zinc finger matrin-type protein 4. The transcript is spliced from 7 exons. NCBI's taxonomy places the organism in Eukaryota, Metazoa, Chordata, Actinopteri, Holocentriformes, Holocentridae. Gene Ontology annotation, molecular function: zinc ion binding; nucleic acid binding. The coding region runs from base 32 to 790 and encodes 252 amino acids. The record is from RefSeq and is a predicted model, not a curated record.
GAGGGAAUCGCUGCCUCGGCGCAAGUCUCAGAUGAAGAUGAAGUCUGCUGGCGUCGUGGAGGGAGGGUUGUUCACAGAGAGCUAUUGUAACAUCUGCAAUGCCCAGCUCAUCUCCGAGUCUCAGCGCACCGCUCACUAUGAGAGUAAGAAACAUGCCAACAAGGUGCGUCUCUUCUACAUGCUCCACCCUGAAGAUGGAGGACCGCCUUCCAAGAGGCUGAGACCAGAUAACCCAGACAGUGCAGAGACAGAGGUGGACAGGAACAAGUGCUGUACUCUGUGUAACAUGUUCUUCACCUCAGCCAUUGUGGCACAGUCCCACUACCAGGGCAAAACGCAUGCCAAGAGAGUCCGCCUGGUGUUGGGGGAGCCGCCCAGCUUACCCACAGCCACAGCCAGUCCUCCAAACACAGAUUCCUCCCCCUCCACCCCACAGCCCACAGACCCCGCUGCCUGCCCCCCUCCUCCCCCGACUCUGCCCUGGCCAAUGGCUGUUGUCGGUGGCACCGCAGGAGGAGAAGCAGGGAAGUACUGCUGUCUGUGCGGAGCCUGGUUCAACAACCCGCUGAUGGCCCAGCAGCACUACGAGGGCAAGAAACACCGCCGGAACGCAGCCAGGGCACGCCUCUUGGAGCAGCUAGCUGGCAGUCUGGAUGCCACGGAGAGCACAGGACUGCGCAGUAGCUACUCCUGCAGCAUCUGCAGUGUCGUCCUCAACUCCAUUGAGCAGUACCACGCACACCUCCAGGGCUCCAAGCACCAGAACAACUUGAAGCAGCACCAGCAGUAAGCCACUAAGACAGGCCACUCUGGGAUGGAGGAGGGAAGAGAUGGAGACUGAGAUAAUGGGAAUAUACAACAAGGAGGACCUGUAUCAGAAACAAUGGGAGUAUGAGAAAAUACUGCAGAGCAACUUCUAUGUGUGUGUGUGUGUGUGUGUGUGUGUGUGUGUGUGUGU